Molecule: messenger RNA, 4592 nt
Organism: Harpegnathos saltator (Jerdon's jumping ant)
Lineage: Eukaryota; Metazoa; Arthropoda; Insecta; Hymenoptera; Formicidae
Product: F-box only protein 32
Exons: 7
Coding region: 469-1500 (343 amino acids)
Biological process (GO): protein ubiquitination
Cellular component (GO): SCF ubiquitin ligase complex; nucleus; cytoplasm
Molecular function (GO): protein binding
Source: RefSeq, a predicted model, not a curated record
UUCAUCAAUUUAUAAAUUUAUUCUACUCGGUUACAUGCUAAUUGCGACAUUUACGCAUCUCCUUCGCAAUCGUCAUUUAUUAUUCGCCCAAGCAGCCCGGAAUUGCGCCUCGCGUUUGACAGUUCUGCGAUUACCGGCUGAGCGGGGACGCCGGACGUCGACGUUUCGCGAGCAUCCACCCCGCGCGCUGCCGUCCGCAGCGGCAUCACAGCUGAUGCGCGGUGACGUCACUCAAACAAAACCAUGCGCUCUCGGGGCGCGAGAGAGCGAGUUGUUCCGCGAUCCGAACGCGCAGGCAACACAUACUCAGUGGACACGGUGAGGUGUGUGUGUUCCUGCACCUCCGCGGGUGUUGCGAGCUGCCGUCGUUGCGACUUGCCGUAGCCGUCGUCGCCGUCGCGCGCGCGCGCGCGCAUCCGUCCUCGUCCUGAGCGACGAUCUGCUCCGGCGUGUGUGCGUCUCUCCAGGAUGCCGUUCAUAUCCAAGGACUGGCGCAGCCCAGGCGAGGAAUGGGUGAAGACCGUCGAGGGCUGGGAGAAGAAGAAGAUUCUCGAGUGCGCCAACAACAAGACCCUCUCGCUUCUCUUGCGCGGCGAAAAGGAUGCCGGCGAUAAGAAGGAGAAGGACAAGAAGAAGGAAAAUGCCGUCCAGCCACAUUGUCACAUCACACUGAAAUGCACACGCGAGAUCGCCGGUUUCAAUGGCCUGAGCGACGCCCUGAAGAGGCUGGACUUCCUGUCCGCAGUGCACGACUGCCGUCGCUUCAACUAUAUCGUCCGCCUGCUCGAUCUCCUGGUCAGUCACAGAAUGGGCGGCCUCAGCGGGUGCGCGCAGAGAGUGCUCUUCAACAUGCUCGAAGAAGUCGCUCUGGAAGUGUCGCUGUCGCAACAGCAAACCGGAAGACUGCGACGUCUCAUUGAGAGAGUCCGGGCCUUCAGCGCCGGCUGUUGCUGGGGUGGCAGACCUUUGGGCUCUGUUAUCCUGUGGGAGAAGCAUAAAGCGGCUCUGGAGAGGAUCCUGCAGAUCGCCUCGUCCAUCACUAUCACCCAGCCGGACGAGGAACAGCAACCACAGUGGUCGGAUCUGCCGCCCGAGUGUCGUCGGGAGGUGCUUCUUCGUUUGAGUGACCCGCGCGACAUCGAGGCCUCGUCCGAAGCUUGCGAACAUCUCGCCAUCUUGGCGCAGGAGCAGAGAAUCUGGCGCGAACUUGCCCAAUAUCACUUCACGCCGCAGCAGAUCGCCACUACCAGGCAAAAUAACCCUGGAAAAGACUGGAAAACUAUAUUCACUAUCGCCCGAAGGUCGUUCGGAUUGCGGGAGGAGUACGCCGAGAUGAUACAGCUGUGCCGCAAUUGCCGCUGCUUGUUCUGGCGGUCGCUCGGCCACCCGUGCAUCGCCGAUCAGGAUCCAGCGUUUCAAGAGAAGCUGGCGGACGUCGACCAGGCGUCCCUCCACGUACCGAUUCCUCCGCAGACUUUCCUGAAAUUCUUCUCGCUAUGAAAGCUCUCGUAUGUCCUGUAAGAGGCAGAGUGCACGGUAUACGUGUAUAUGUAUGAGUGCGUGCAUGCGCGCGCGUGUGCGUGCGCGAAAAAUGCGGAAGCUAUGACGCAACUGCGAAUGUGAUUGUCGCCGAAAAAGGCGAGAGUGAAUGGGUCCGCGUGUGUGUACACGUCGGUAAAGAUAAAGAGAAAUAUAGAACGACGUUUAAAAAUGUUGCUCUGCACGUAGAAAGAGAGAUUCUAACGUUAUCUUCUGAAAGGAAAAAAAAAGUAUAUUUAAUCUGAGAUAUAAUAUAUAUAUGCGCUCUCAGGUGUACCGGGCGCGGCUGCGAGACGCAGAGAUCGGCACGGGGAACGCGUUCCCGGCGGGGAGUUCGACCUACGUCGAUGUCGCUUUAACGAGUAUCUUCAGGUGGAGGCCUACUUACCUCAUAAUCGAGCUCGAUGGUUUGAAGAAUGGCACAAGAAUUCCGGCUCGCCGCCGGGAACUUAUCGUUAAUUGGCGGACAAGAAGCGCAAGGAGGUACGGAUAUUUGCGCCAACUUUAUAUGCGUGAGAGGAGGGGGGGGGGGAGAUACGCGAAUCGAUAUCUUCCGAGGUUGUAACUUCAACUGCUUCGUAAUUAGCGACUCUCGCUCGCACGAGCUUCAUCAGGGCGAGGUUGGCUGCGAACUCGUGAAGUACGCAGUUGCUCCUUAUCGCCGGUUCCCGCCUCUUCAAGCUUCGUCUCGUAUCUUGAUUGAGUGCGAUUGGUAUUUUAUGGUCAAGGGAGUCCCGACUGUAACACGAGACUCUCGGAGAUCCGCGAUUUUUGUCUUCGAGACUCCUACAGUGAAAUACGUUCUCGAAAGGGACAAGAGAGAGAGAGAGAGGGUAUUUCUAUUAUCCUUGGAGUUAUGGUCGUAGAAAAUAGGUACUAGUCGUAGAACGAUGUUGUUUAAAAAAAAAAUGUCCUCGAGAGAGAUGGAGAAUGUGUAUGUGUGUGUGUGUGUGUGUGUGUGUGUGUGUGUGUGAGAAAGCGGGAGGGAGAGAGACUGCGCGUGAGGAUAUUAUCGAUUUACGCUGACAAGCUUUCGGUGUUUGAAGCUGACAAAUGACUACGUGUGAUUUUGCGGUAGCACCUCACCACCCUCGAGGUUCGUCUUCGGUGAUAACGGCAUCGAGCAAGCUGUCCUUCGCGAAUCUUUCGCCGACCUAAACACCACGCAAGACGUGCAUUCGCUAAAUCAGCGAGUGCUGGGAUGCGCGUAUACGUUUGACGUUCCGCGCAGCGAGAGAAACUUUCUUCAUUUUUUCUGACACCGAGUGUUAUUUUAUCGAAGAUCGCACGAGAAUUGCAUGCGGGCCAGAGAGAGUUCUCAAUAUUAUUGCGCGCGCGUGCGCGCGCGCUGCAACGAUCAAAGACUACUUCUCUCCUAUGCGAUAUUAAAUACGAAGACAAUCGAGUCCACAUUCGCGGAGUAAAUUCUCUUCUGCCGUCGUCACGGGAUUUUUACGCCGAUGUUAACGUUGACAGUGAAGUGAAGAAAAUUUGGACGAAAGGAGACGGACCGCGUGCGCAUCGUAUGCAGACAAGUGUACGACAUACUCGUGCUCGUUACGCGAAGAGGUGCAGCUGUUUCUCAGCCCCGAGCGUACUUUUCGUGCUACUGACAGCUCUACUGCAUUUCAUGUUCGCAUUUAGAUAAUUUUUUUAGUUUUUUUUUUUUUUUAGCGAUAUUAUCGCUUUCGUAUAUGACAUUUAAUUGUAUAUAAAUAUAACGGCAAAGCAUCUAUUGCGCUUCCUUUUGUAAUAUAUACAUAUACAUACACACAUACACAAACACACACACACACACACACACACACAUAUGCAUGACAUGCGUCGAUUUUUUUUAUUUCCUCGGAUUAUUCGGGCGCUGUGGUUUCUUUGUGCAAUAUUUUUGUACCCCUUUUGUUUUUCGUUUUUUCUUCUACCCUCAUUUUCCUUACAUCCCCUUGGUCUUUUUCUCCCCGCGCUUGUUUUUGGCAAAAUAACGAGUUUAUUUUUGACGAAACGCGAGCAUGUUUUCGCAAUUUCCGAACUGUCGCGGGGAAGCCCGAGGAGGAACUUCUCCAACUUCGUGGAACACUGUUGCCGACAGUUUCGAGAGGAGACAGUUCGAGUUGUCUAGUUGUUGUGAUGUGAGAAAAGGUGUACAUUAGUUAACUUUACAAAAAGUACAAAACGUUAAACCAUCACUAUAGUCGAUUGAUACGAUUGAACGCAGACGGAUCGCGGAGACCUGUCGUCGCUUAUACAGGGUGUCAUAGUUCAAGCAAUACAGAGAGAGAGAGAGAGAGAGAGAGAGAGAGAGAGAGAGAGAGAGAGAGAGAGAGAGAGAGAGAGAGAGAGAGAGAUAGCGUGUAAUUCGAAUUUUCGCAUUCUGUAUGUUGAUUUGAAGAGAGAAAGCUCUUAUAUUGACAUUCUUUACUAUUGCGAUUGUUGCGCGUAUAUUCGUUUAGCUAUAUAAAUAAUGACGCGGAUUUCUAACGAACACCUAAGUUACGAUACGACGUGUAAUAAAAAGAAAAAAAAUGAUAACAGGACGGUCGUACUGCAUAUUAAUUGGAGAAUGGAAAAUUAUACUGCCAAAGUGGAUGUUAUAUUAUUAUAUUUAUACGAGGCGACGAAACGUCGUUUGUGUAAAUUUCCGUAUAGCACGAAAGGCGUUUUUUUGAUAUUUGCUCUUUUAUUCGUAGCAAAACUUAAAAUCAUUGCAUGACUUAAAUAUAUACUAACCUAGUCACUAAAUCAAGAGGAGAUGACCAAAAUCGCGGGUGAGUCGCAGUGUUAAAAUUGUAAGCUCACGAUAAGAGUUCUCGGCAGCUCACUGUGUACAUUAAUUAAUAAUCCAACGAACUGGUCUCUAUAAAGUGCGAAUGUAUAUAUAUGUACGUAUACAUAUGUACAUAUAUAUAUAUAUAUAUAUAUAUACAUAUAUAUAUAUGAAUGUAUGUUCACGUACAUAUGACUAUAAAGCAAUCCUACGAUCAGGAUUAUUUUACUUACGUAAGCAAAUGUGUAGAACAGUGUUGUGCAAAGUGCUUCAAAAUAAACUUUAUUUAAAUAUA